UAUUACACUGAUAUGUUUGUGAUUUUCUUUUUGUUUUUUCUCCAGUUCCUCCAGAAUUCAACUUUCGGUUUGGCCGACAUGUCCCGCCUCGUCCUCUGUGUGUCCGUCAUCGUGGCUCUGUGGUCGGCGUCAGUCCUCAGUCUGGCAGUGUUCUCGGACGCCCCGGAGGCUCACAUGCUGCUCCGGUCUCGUCGUGCCAACUCGUUCCUGGAGGAGCUGCAUCCACCCUCCAAGGAGCGUGAGUGUGUGGAGGAAAGAUGUGACUUUGAGGAAGCCAGAGAGAUUUUCCAAACCAGGGAAGCCACACUGGAGUUCUGGACGGUGUACACGGAUGGGAACCAGUGUGAAUCCAACAUGUGUGUUCAUGGAGUCUGUGUGGAUCUGUACCAAGCCUACAGCUGCAACUGUGACCAUGGAUAUGAGGGAAAAUACUGUAACCAUCCUCAAACAGCGACUAACUGCUCUGUCAACAACGGCGACUGUGACCACGAGUGUUCAGAGAGUGCAGGCGGCCUGAGGAGGACCUGUAGCUGUGUGAAUGGAUACACACUGGACGAAGACUCCAAGAAAUGUAAAACGAAAGGUUUCUCAUCCUGUGGUCAGCUGCUGGUCGACAGGUCAUCAUACACCGAACCGAAGGACGGCCUGCAGCCCUGGAUGGUGGGAGGGGAGGUGGGCAAGAAGGGGGAGAGUCCAUGGCAGGUGCUGUUGCUGAACGCAAAAGGGCGUUUUCACUGCGGAGGCGUCCUCAUCGAUGAGAGUUGGGUGCUGACAGCUGCUCACUGCCUCGACAAUAACCUGAAAUUCAGUGUACGACUGGGUGACUACGAGCGCUUCAGAGAAGAAGGUACCGAGGUGACUCUAAGGGUCAAACGAACCUUCAAGCACCCAAACUACUACAACAGAGAGAUGGUCGACAACGACAUCGCCCUGCUGCGUCUGGAGACUCCCGCCCCGACCACAAAGUACAUCGUCCCUGUUUGCCUGCCGGGGCGCAAGAUGGCUGAGCGGGUGUUACACCUGAACGGAACCAUCACCGUGGUGACCGGCUGGGGCAGUGACAGCCUGGACAGCAACCACUACAGCUCGGCACUCAACGUCAUCAAAGUGCCGCUGGUCAGCCACAGCAUCUGCACCAGCCAGAUGUCCCAUAACAUCUCUGAAAACUUCCUCUGCGCCGGGAUCCUCGGACAGAGAAAGGACACCUGCAAGGGGGACAGCGGCGGACCGAUGGUCACCCUUUACCGAGACACCUGGUUCCUGGUGGGCCUGGUGUCCUGGGGCGAGGGCUGUGGGAUGGAGGACAAGUUGGGCAUCUACACUAAGGUGUCCAACUACAACGACUGGAUCAACGGAGUGCGUGAAGAAUGGGACAGAGCUCAUAAUCCACAACAACCCCAUGGUGUCUAAACCCACCUCCAACCCCAACAGCUCACCUAGUUUGGUCUGUUAAACCCACAUAAAGGCCCUCAGUGCAGUAGGAAUGUGACACGCUUUGUUAAAUAAACUGAUUUACUCUCAAGA
Molecule: messenger RNA, 1524 nt
Organism: Thunnus maccoyii (southern bluefin tuna)
Lineage: Eukaryota; Metazoa; Chordata; Actinopteri; Scombriformes; Scombridae
Gene: proca
Product: protein C (inactivator of coagulation factors Va and VIIIa), a
Exons: 9
Coding region: 13-1410 (465 amino acids)
Biological process (GO): blood coagulation; proteolysis
Cellular component (GO): extracellular region
Molecular function (GO): calcium ion binding; serine-type endopeptidase activity
Source: RefSeq, a predicted model, not a curated record